Molecule: messenger RNA, 744 nt
Organism: Aspergillus ochraceoroseus IBT 24754
Lineage: Eukaryota; Fungi; Ascomycota; Eurotiomycetes; Eurotiales; Aspergillaceae
Exons: 1
Coding region: 1-744 (247 amino acids)
Source: RefSeq, a predicted model, not a curated record
AUGAAGACGUCUGGGUGGAUCUGGGUCACAUUCCUCGCUUCGAGCGUAUUAUCGAUAGAGCGGGUGGAGUUUGAAUCACCAGUGACUGCAAGUCUUGAGACAAACAAGAGGGCAUAUGAGGUUCUACAACUCCUAAAGCGGACCGAGAACAACUGCCCGACAGGAUACAGCCCAUGUACCGACCUGGGUGACUCGGAUAUCUGCUGCAGGACCAACGCUAUAUGUACCAGCGACGACGCAAAUCACAUCGCGUGCUGCCCCGUUGGAGCAAGCUGUACAGGCACUCUGACGGACCCAAGCACAGGAACAGGAAGCUUCCAGUUCCCUCAAUCCACGAGCGCGACAACGACAACCAGUGGAGGCAGCGAGGCAACGAUCACAGGCUCGACGCUUUCGGGUGCAUACCCGUUUGUCUAUGUGCCGACGACAUUCUCCAAUGCUGAUGUUUGCUCGUCAUAUUACACUCAAUGCCAAAGCGAAUAUACCGCGUGCAUCACAUCUCUAGGGGGAGGCUACGGCGUCACAGUGAGUGGUGGCGGUGCGGAAUUGACUCGAUCAGGAGGCGCAGCCGGGGCUGUUGAGACCUGCUCUAGUUUGAGUCUUGCAGCUUGCCAUGGCCUUAAUCUGGGCUAUUGCGGGAACUACGCAGGCGGGUCAUCGAGCGACGGAGUCUCUAGACGGGCUUCCAAUCUCCAGGACCUUCUCUUUGGCGUGGUUAUUGGUAUUACUGGUAUGUUUAUUUGA